AACCCCAGGGUGUGUAUCUUACUGGGACACUGUGGAGAUCUCACCUCUUGUUUGCUGAGCGGUCGGGUGUAUUGCUCUACACGCCGCACCCCCAGGGGCCCCCGACCGGUCUGAACUGGAGAUAUCUUUCUGUGGCGCCCUCCCGCGCCGGAUCUCCUUCUCCCUGGGGCGGGACGAUUUCCAGAGUCUCCGGUCACUAUGGCACAUGCCCCACCAGUUCUUUGGGGGCAAGAACAAGACGCCAACCCCUUCCUCCUUGCCAUCGAGACACAAGUACCAGGGCUUGAGUGAAUCAUCCUUUAACUUAAUAUCUGAGAAAUGUGACAUCUUAUCGAUUCUUUGUGACCAUCCAGAAAAUAGGAUUUACCAGAGGAAAAUUCAGGAACUCAGCAAAAGAUUUUCUGCUCUACGAAAAACAAAAGGGGAUGGGAAUUGCUUUUACCGAGCCUUGGGUUAUUCCUACUUAGAAUCACUUAUUGGAAACAGCAGAGAAAUUCUCAGGUUUAAAGAACGCGUGCUACAAACGCCAAAAGACCUUUUAGCUGCUGGCUUUGAAGAACACAAGUUCAGAAACUUCUUUAAUGCUUUUUACAGCUUGGUCGAAAUGGUGGAGAAAGAUGGCUCUGUUUCCAACUUACUGAAGGUUUUCAAUGACCAGAGUUUUUCAGAUCGAAUCGUCCAGUUCCUUAGGCUUCUCACGUCUGCCUUCAUCAAGAACCGGGCAGAUUUCUUCAGGCAUUUCAUUGAUGAGGAGAUGGACGUCAAAGACUUCUGUGCUCAGGAAGUGGAACCCAUGGCCACGGAGUGUGACCAUGUUCAAAUCACUGCUCUGUCUCAGGCACUGAACAUCCCUCUCCAAGUUGAGUAUGUGGACGAAAUGGACACCGCGCUGAACCACCAUGUAUUUUCCGAGGCUGCCUGCCCUUCAGUUUAUCUACUUUAUAAAACAUCACACUACAACAUACUUUAUGCAGCCGAUAAAGUGGGUUAAUUUUAGGCCCUCCGGUGUAGAGUGUCAAACGACAGGACUACAUUCUUAUA
This is a messenger RNA of Monodelphis domestica (gray short-tailed opossum), 1041 nucleotides long. It is a transcript of the gene OTUB2, whose product is annotated as OTU deubiquitinase, ubiquitin aldehyde binding 2. The record is from RefSeq and is a predicted model, not a curated record. Lineage: Eukaryota; Metazoa; Chordata; Mammalia; Didelphimorphia; Didelphidae. Gene Ontology annotation, biological process: negative regulation of double-strand break repair; protein K11-linked deubiquitination; protein K48-linked deubiquitination. Gene Ontology annotation, molecular function: ubiquitin binding; cysteine-type deubiquitinase activity. Gene Ontology annotation, cellular component: nucleus.